AUGUUCGCCGUGAUGCAAAUCGACGAGGAUCACACAAGGGAUUUCAGGCGUAAGCUGCGGCCAAAGUGCGAGUUUGUCUGCAAGUAUUGCCAACGUCGGUUCACCAAGUCUUAUAACCUGAUGAUUCAUGAGCGCACGCACAAAAGCCCCGAGCUGUCAUUCAGCUGCGAGGUGUGUGGCAAAAGUUUCAAACGGCAGGAUAACUUGCGUCAGCACAGCUUGUUAGGUUUUUUCGAACAGAUGUACACUAUGCUCCCAAGACAAAUUUACGCUGGUGAUGAUAAAGACCUGUCAUCAAAACAUAUGGGAUUUCCAACAGUAUUCAAGCUUCUAUUGUUAACACCAGAAUGGGAUGUUGCAAUUAAUCCUUACAAGUGA
Molecule: messenger RNA, 378 nt
Organism: Danaus chrysippus (African queen)
Lineage: Eukaryota; Metazoa; Arthropoda; Insecta; Lepidoptera; Nymphalidae
Source: the annotation of a GenBank genome assembly